Micropterus dolomieu (smallmouth bass) is the source of this 1803-nucleotide messenger RNA. RefSeq names its product tripartite motif containing 55a (gene trim55a). Gene Ontology annotation, molecular function: zinc ion binding. Lineage: Eukaryota; Metazoa; Chordata; Actinopteri; Centrarchiformes; Centrarchidae. The transcript is spliced from 9 exons. Bases 144 to 1493 code for a protein of 449 amino acids. The record is from RefSeq and is a predicted model, not a curated record.
ACAGCCGUCCACAGGCCUCCAACGCUCCUCUUCUUCUUCGUCUGCUUCUUUAUUUCUUUAUAUUGUUUAAUCUCUGGGACGCCUCCCCUGUCCUCCCCCAUCGUGUCCGGGUGACGCCUGUCUCCCCCGGGACACUCGCCAUCAUGGAGAAUCUGGAGAAGCAGCUCAUCUGUCCCAUCUGCUUGGAGAUGUUCACCAAGCCCGUGGUCAUCCUGCCCUGCCAGCACAACCUCUGCCGCAAGUGUGCCAACGACAUCUUCCAGGCGUCCAAUCCCUACCUGUCCACAAGGAGCGGCUCCACGGUGACGUCAGGCGGUCGUUUCCGCUGCCCGUCCUGCCGACAUGAGGUGGUUCUGGAUCGACACGGGGUCUACGGACUGCAGAGGAACCUGCUGGUGGAGAACAUCAUCGACAUGUACAAACAGGGAAGCAGCAGCAGUCGACCAGAACCUGAGCAGAAGCAGGAUCAGCCGAUGUGUGAGGAACAUGAAGAUGAGAAGAUCAACAUCUACUGUGUCACCCACAGCGUUCCCACCUGUUCCCUCUGUAAAGUGUUCGGAGCUCAUAAAGACUGUGAAGUCGCUCCGCUGGACAACGUCUUCCAAACACAGAAGGCGGAGCUGACGGACUGUAUCUCCAUGUUGGUUGGGAACAACGAGAGGAUUCAGGCCAUCAUCAUUCAGCUGGAGGAAACCUGCAGAGCUGUCGACGAAAACGGACGCAGACAGAAGUCGAAGGUGUGCGAGACGUUCGAUCACCUGUUCGCUCUGCUGGAGGAGAGGAAAGGUGAGAUGACCCUGAGGAUCAACUGUGAGCAGGAGGAGAAACUCGACUACAUCAGAGGUCUGAAGAGGAAGCACACCGACCACCUGGAGACCGCCGCCAAGCUGCUGGAGACCGCCAUCCAGACCCUGGACGAGUCCGAGAUGGCCGUGUUUCUGCAGACCGCUAAACCUCUGCUCCAGAAGAUAGUGAAGAGCACCGACACCUCUCACCUGGAUAAAGUCCAACAAGGCUACGAGAAAAUGGAGCACUUCACAGCUAACUUUGAGCGUCAGAGGAGAGCGCUGAUGAACGUCGACUUCAUCAAACUUGAUGAGGAUGAUGAAGAUGAUGAAGAUGAAGCAGUGGAGCAGCAGCAGCAUGCCGCAGGAGUCUCAGCCAAUCAGCAGCCUCCUCUGUCUCCUGUUCAGCCUGCAGGUGUUCAGCUUGCAGCUUUGCCCCCUCAGAAACCUUCAGAGGCUCCGCCCACCACCACAUCGCAGACAAAAAGCCAUGCCCCAUCACCACCAACAAGCCAAGCACCGCCCCCUCUGCCCCUGCCGACCGCCAGCCCCGCCAGCCCCUCCAGCCCCGCCAGCCCCUCCAGCCCCGCCAGCCCCUCCAGCCCCGCCAGCACCGCCCCUCAGGUUCAGUCUGAUCAGCAGAACGAGUCGGAGGACAAAGACGGACCCAAACACGUCUUCUCCUUCAGUUGGCUCAACCAGAAGUAGAACCAGGGACUCCUGAUCCUGGACCAGCCUGAGCCGGUCCUCCUCUCAGCCAGACUUCAGUUCAUUGUGACCUGGUUUUACAGUCUGUUGUUAGAGGACACGUUCAGCGGGCCGAAACCCUCGGAGGUUAGAAUCUCUUCUGAAACAGCGUUUAAGAGACGACGUCUGAACUGUCACUGACAUUUUGACCUUUAAACACAAAAACAAACUGAAAUGUUCUCUGUUGAAAUGUCAAAUAAAUUAUGUUUUUUAUGAAGCAGUUUUUUCUUCUGUAAAGCGUCUCACCAGGCUGCGUUCAGAAACCUGACAG